Messenger RNA from Emericellopsis cladophorae, 672 nucleotides. RefSeq names its product Kinetochore-associated protein-like protein. Gene Ontology annotation, cellular component: MIS12/MIND type complex. Lineage: Eukaryota; Fungi; Ascomycota; Sordariomycetes; Hypocreales; Bionectriaceae. The transcript has 2 exons. The record is from RefSeq and is a predicted model, not a curated record. Gene Ontology annotation, biological process: chromosome segregation. The coding region runs from base 1 to 672 and encodes 223 amino acids.
AUGGAACAGCCACCAGAGCAGCUCCCGCCUCCCGACAAUGACACCCUCGAGGGGGAGGUAUCCCAUCAGCCAACGCCAAAUGCAUCACAGCCGCCCCCCACGCCGGGAGCACGCGCCACACGCUUCACAGAUCUGUACGCCCAGGCACUCAACCACACCCUCUCUAAGAUUUCCUACGACAAUUUCCGCAGCUGCUAUCCCACCAUCCCCGAGUCGAUACUGCGCCAGGUGCAGGCGCAAAUGGUCGGCAAGCUGGGUGACAAAUGCCGGAAGGAAUUCGACAGCAUCAUGGAGAACAGAAACGUCGUGGCACGGCUGAACGAGUUGGAGGCGUUGGUGGGUGACGCGACGGAGAGAAAGGAACAAGGCGAGGAGGCUGGUGUACAACCGCAUCUACUACCGCCAGAGAGGAUACUGCAGGCCCACCUCACACCGGCACUGCAGGCGCAUCAGUCGCAGCUCAACGCGCGGCUGCAGACCACGCAGUUGCAAAACGCACAGCUCCAUGCCGAGGUGCUAGAUCAGCACGCCGAAAUUGAGGACCUGUUGACGAAGCUGGAAACCGUGACGGGGGACGUCAAGGGCGCCAACGCCGCGCUGGCGGAGGUUGUGGAGGCCUUGUCCCAGGAGGCGCGUGAGGGUCGAGCUCUCGUAGACGGGACAAGUGUGUGA